This is a messenger RNA of Camellia sinensis, 986 nucleotides long. NCBI's taxonomy places the organism in Eukaryota, Viridiplantae, Streptophyta, Magnoliopsida, Ericales, Theaceae. The record is from RefSeq and is a predicted model, not a curated record.
AUGUCUGCUCAGCUACCUUUGAGACCUUCUAGUAAGGCUCUUGUUCCUUCUAGUCAACCAGUUCCUCCUUUGGAAUUAGUCACCCGUUAUCACCCUGCUGAAUUAGUCAAUCGUUAUCAAGUUCUUAGUAAUAUUCCUAAACCUAGUUAUACCUCUGCUUUGGUCACUGAUCCAUUUACAUCUUCCUCUCAGUCAGUUACUCCUUACCCUCCUAACCCUAUUAAAUCUGCUCGUUUUGAUUAUGCAACUCCAAUACUGACAGCACCACUGGAAAAGGAGACUAGCUUGACAGACAGUCUAGUGAGAAGACCCUCAUCCUCUUCUGCUUUAGUAAAUUCGAUGGUGCUGCUGGAGCUCUUCUCAAUGUACCGUGAUUGGCAGGAGGCAAAAAUCCAGACGAUUAGUAAGAAACAGGAAGAGGUAGAAAACAAGAUAGAAGUUGCAGAUGCUUUGACAGUUAAACUUCUUCAGCGUUUUAAUUAUUCAGUCUCGACAAUGAAGACUACUUCGCAUUAUCUAUCAGAAGUUCAUGCAUUGCAGGUUGAUCUUGGGGAGCUGAAGGGAAGGUUGACUAAGGUUAUUAGCAACUGUGAGUCAUUAUGCAAGAGAAUCAUUGCCGAGGGACCCGAAUCACUGAGAUCAUCUGUCAAGCCAUUUUCAGUGACCUCAGCAGACCUUGAAACCAGCUGUCGCUCCCAUGGAAAGAGCGUUAAAUAGAAGCCUGUCUACCAUGGAAUCCAAGUUAGAUUGACUUGCGCAUUUACUUUUUGUUGUAAAUUUUCCAAGUAUUUGACAAUCAUGGUUGUAGAAAUUGAGGUUACACCCUCGGGGCCUGACUAGUGCAGUUUGAUCAUGCUCCUCUGAUUAGCACCUGGUUUUGUCAUGGUCAGAAAAGAAAAAUAGAGCACUUGUACACCAAUCUCCCUUUUGUAUCCUACCCAUUGUUCAUAAUUCAAUAAAACCUGUGUUUGUGCCAUCGUUUCACA